Penicillium oxalicum is the source of this 1893-nucleotide messenger RNA. Its product is annotated as flavin-containing monooxygenase. Lineage: Eukaryota; Fungi; Ascomycota; Eurotiomycetes; Eurotiales; Aspergillaceae. The transcript has 2 exons. Bases 1 to 1893 code for a protein of 630 amino acids. The record is from RefSeq and is a predicted model, not a curated record. Gene Ontology annotation, molecular function: monooxygenase activity; flavin adenine dinucleotide binding.
AUGGCAAUCGUCGCCGUGGAAAGUCACGCUGCCCAGCACAACAUCCCUUCUCGAGAACGAGUCGAGCCGGGCUCUCACAAUAUCCCACUCGGCAAGUUCCCCGACACCUGCACCAAACCCGCCGAGAAACCCGACCAAAUCGCCACGCAAAUCAUCGAUCGCUUGAACCAGGUGCUCUCCAAGAAAGAUACCAGUGCUCUCUCGCAACUCUUCCUCCAUGAUGGAUACUGGCGGGACCACCUCUGCCUGUCGUGGGAUUUCCGAACCAUCAAAGGCAGUGAUGCUAUUGCCAAGUUUGCGACGGCGAGCUCGUCGGGCAUUCAGGUGGAAGUUGACCACUCGUCGGCAUUCAGGGCACCGCAUAAUGGUCCUAUUGAUGCAUUGGGGGAGGUGCAUGGGGUUGAGUUCUUCAUCAAGGCGACCACGACUUUCGGCGUGGGACAAGGAGUGGUCCGACUGGCCCAGCAAGAAAAUGAUUGGAAGAUUUUCACCAUCUCAACUACUCUGUUGGAAUUGACGGGGCAUGAGGAGGCGAUCAAUACCCGUCGUCCAGUCGGAGUCAAACAUGGAAUGCAACACGGACGCCAGAACUGGCAGGAUAGACGCAACGUGGAGCAAGAAUAUGUAGACCGGGACCCUGCCGUACUCAUCAUCGGUGCCGGUCAGGGUGGUCUCACUGCCGCCGCCCGACUGAAGAUGCUCGGCGUGGACGCCCUGAUCAUCGACCAAGAAGAGCGAGUCGGCGAUAAUUGGCGCCGGAGAUACCACCAGCUUGUUCUGCACGACCCCGUGUGGUACGACCAUCUCCCAUAUCUCAAAUUCCCCGCGAACUGGCCAAUCUUCACGCCCAAGGACAAGCUGGCGGAGUUUUUCGAAGCCUACGUCAAGCUGCUAGAGUUGAAUGUGUGGACUCGGACCGAACCCACAUCCGCCACGUACGACGAGAGCACGAGACGGUGGACGGUCGUCGUGGAGCGAAAGUCGGCCAAUGGCGCGGUGGACACGCACACUUUACACCCGCGCCAUGUCAUCCAAGCCACGGGCCACUCGGGCAUGAAGAAUAUGCCCGAGUUCAAGGGGAUGGAUGGGUUCCAAGGAGAUCUGCUGUGUCACAGUUCGGAAUUCAAAGGUGCCCAGCCUGACUCCAAGGGGAAAACGGCCGUGGUGAUCGGCUCCUGUAAUUCCGGGCACGAUAUCGCGCAAGACUAUUGGGAAAAAGGAUACAACGUGACCAUGGUGCAGCGCAGCUCCACCUGUGUGGUGUCUUCCGAUUCCAUCGUCAAUCUGGGUCUGAAGGGACUCUAUGAGGAGAAUGGCCCGGUGACCGAUGAUGCAGAUGCAUACCUGUGGAGUAUCCCACCGGAGCUGUUCAAGGCCCAGCAGGUCAAAGUCACCAAACUGAUGACCGAGAACGACGCGGUCAUUCUUGAAGGUCUGGCCAAAGCCGGAUUCCAAGUUGACCAGGGUCCGAUGGGUGCUGGUCUCUUGAUGAAGUAUUUCCAGCGUGGAGGGGGUUACUAUAUCGAUGUCGGUGGGAGCCAGUUGAUAAUCGACGGCAAGAUCAAAGUCAAGCAGGGACAGGAGAUCACCGAAAUUCUUCCUCAUGGUAUCCGCUUCGCCGAUGGAUCCGAACUCGACGCGGACGAAAUUGUCUUUGCCACGGGGUACCAGAACAUGCGCACCCAAGCGCGUCUGAUCUUUGGGGACCAGGUUGCCGACCGACUGGGAGACGUCUGGGGACUCACUGCCGAGGGGGAAAUUCGCACCAUGUGGCGCCGAAGUGGCUAUCCAGGAUUCUGGUUCAUGGGAGGCAACCUCGCCUUGUGCCGAUAUUACUCUCGUCUGUUGGCCUUGCAGAUCAAGGCCCUGGAGGAAGGAAUUGCCUCGUACUGA